GGUCACAUAGUCCAACCUGUCCUUUAUACAACCUACAUUUCGACAUUACUAGGAAUUAUUCAGUGUGCCAAGUGUUGCUCCUCAUCUUUUGACGUCAUUUUAUAUAUUAUAUCUACGAGAAAAACUAUUCACCUUUUUUUAUUUUAAUUUUUUUUUAUUCGCACUUGGUUUAAAUUAUUUAAUCAAAAUGAUACCAAAUUGUUUUAGAACUGCUGGUGCGCAAAUAUCUCGAAGAAAUUUUGGAAAUUGGAAUAAGGUAAUCUCAUUCUUUAACAAAAAAAAUAAUUAUGCAACUGAAGCGAGUUUUGAGACGAAACCUUUUCGCUUACAUAAAUUGGAUAGUGGUCCAUCUAAUCAUGUAACAGUAACCAAAAAUGAUGCUUUAGAAAUAUAUAAACAUUUACAUACAAUAAGACGUUUGGAAACAUCAGCUGGUAAUUUAUACAAAGAAAAAAUAGUCCGAGGCUUUUGUCAUUUAUAUUCUGGUCAAGAAGCAUGUGCUGUUGGUAUGAAAGCUGCCAUGCGGCCACAAGAUGCUGUAAUCACUGCUUAUCGUGCACAUGGUUGGACAUACUUAAUGGGUAUUGAACCUGUAGGUGUCCUUGCGGAACUUACUGGAAGACAAUUAGGUAACGCUAGAGGCAAGGGUGGUUCUAUGCAUAUGUAUGCUAAAAAUUUCUAUGGAGGAAAUGGUAUUGUUGGUGCUCAGGUACCAUUAGGUGUUGGUAUCGCGUUUGCUCAAAAAUAUUUGAAUACUGGAGGAGUGUGUUUAUCUCUUUACGGAGAUGGUGCUGCGAAUCAAGGACAAGUAUUCGAGGUAUACAAUAUGGCUAAAUUAUGGGACAUUCCUUGUAUUUUUGUUUGCGAAAAUAAUGGAUAUGGAAUGGGUACUAGCGUCGAACGUGCUUCCGCGAGUACAGAAUAUUAUACUAGAGGGGAUUACGUCCCUGGUAUUUGGGUGGACGGUAUGGAUGUUUUGGCUGUAAGAGAAGCAACAAAGUUCGCCAUAGAACAUUGUACAUCUGGAAAGGGACCCAUUAUCUUGGAAACUGCCACAUAUAGGUACAGUGGACAUAGUAUGUCCGAUCCAGGAACAAGUUAUCGUACUAGAGAUGAGAUACAAGAAGUACGACAAACAAGAGAUCCUCUUACAAGUUUUAAAGAGAGAUUAUUAAGUACUAAUCUUGCUACUGCAGAUGAACUUAAGACAAUGGAAAGCGAGAUUAGGAAGAAGAUAGAUGAUGCUGUAAAAGUUGCUAAAGCGGAUAAAGAAAUUCCAUUAAGUGAAUUAAGUGCAGAUAUUUAUGCCAAUUGUUUAGAGAAAGAAAUUCGAAGUGUCACACCAUUUAAAUCAUUGUCGCACGUUAGAUUGAGCACUCCUGUUAAUCUGUGAACAAAAUUAGAAUCAUUGCUUCACUUUACGUGUCGAAUAUAUGUAUUAAAAUAAUUAUUUUAAUGCUUAUUAUAUCUCUUUUCAUAUA
This is a messenger RNA of Polistes dominula (European paper wasp), 1481 nucleotides long. RefSeq names its product putative pyruvate dehydrogenase E1 component subunit alpha, mitochondrial. The record is from RefSeq and is a predicted model, not a curated record. Gene Ontology annotation, biological process: pyruvate decarboxylation to acetyl-CoA. Gene Ontology annotation, cellular component: intracellular membrane-bounded organelle. Gene Ontology annotation, molecular function: pyruvate dehydrogenase (acetyl-transferring) activity. Lineage: Eukaryota; Metazoa; Arthropoda; Insecta; Hymenoptera; Vespidae.